GGGGCUGGCAGGGUUCGCCCCUGCUUGUUGAGUGAGGCUUAUGGCGUGCCGUGUACACAUGUGUAGCUGUACCGUAAACACGGGCAUCACGCAGGCAUUUUAAAUGUGGCAGUCGAGCUCACGGCUGCUGACUGUUCAUGUGAAUGUGAGGUGACCAGCGAGUCAGUAAACCAUGAGUGCCAACUGUACAGCAGGUGAUGAUGCGGCUGAAGACAAGGUGGUGAUGAGGAGGUCAAGAAACCUGUUCGCACCUGCCUUUGACCACGUGGACCACAGCAAGAAACCUGGGGAGAAACACGUCAAGUGGAGCGAGUCCACUGAGCUGAGGGAGAGGAUGAAGGUUUAUAGGAGGAGUCAAUUAGACAUGCCGUUGGACUACCACCACAUAGCACUGGAAGAAAAGAGAGAGAAGGCAGGAGUGAAAGAAUGGAGGAGCAGCUUAUUGAAAGAUGACACAGAUGAUGAGGAAGAGACUGAACAAAAAAUUUCUCCGCUAGCUCUUGUACCACCUCCAGCUGCAGAAGCUGCAGCAGUCAGUGAAGAUCCUGACUCCACAGAUUCCGACGAGCCUGAUAAUCUCUAUGAUUUUGACAUAGACAAAAUGCUGCACAUCAUCAAAAUAAAAACCACAAAGUACACAGUGUAUCCAGCGUACUGUUCAGCUGUUGAUGCGUACAGUGAAUGGCUCUCAAAUAAAGACAACACAAAAAAUCUAACAGAAGAACAAUUGAAAACGAAGCAAAGACAACUGGACUUGUACAAGAGAGUUGUUGGCCUUUAUGAGAACUGGGGAGACCAGGAUGAUGAUGAGAUGUCCUGUACUAAAUACAACGAAAUCAAUUCUCUCCUGGAGGAAUCCACAGCACUAGGCCCUGCGCCUGACUGUGUUGCAAGUCUUAUUACGGAGGUGAUCAAUGCCGAGGAGAAUGCACAAAAGCAAGUGGAGGUGUACAACGACAUGGUGCAGGAGAUUAUCACAAGUAUAGACACAUCAGUGGAAGUUUGAGACACUUGUUUUAUGUUUUGGAAGUUUGAGACACUUGUUUUAUGUUUUGGAAGUUUGAGACACUUGUUUUAUGUUUUGGAAGUUUGAGACACUUGUUUUAUGUUUUGGAAGUUUGAGACUUGUUUUAUGUUUUGGAAGUUUGAGACUUGUUUUAUGUUUUGGAAGUUUGAGACUUGUUUUAUGUUUUGGAAGUUUGAGACACUUGUUUUAUGUCUGUACAAGUAUAGACACAUCAGUGGAAGUUUGAGACACUUGUUUUACGUCUGUGUCUGCAUGUUCGGGAGUGAAUGAAAAAAUAUUGUGUGGUACUUGUGGUGUGGGGAUGGCGCAGACUAACAGGAGAGUGUUAGAUUGCUAACCCGAAAGUCUUGAGUUUGAAUCUGGGUUCAGGUCUGUAGAAUGUCUUUGAGUCUACUCAGCUCUGAUGGGUACCUAACUCAAGUUAGAGAAAGUAAAGGGGUCUUGGCAUAGUGCUGACUACAGUAUCCCUUCAUAUGCUGAGGUGAACUCUCCUUUGCCCCAUGGACCAUCGGGUUCAAAAAUGGAACUUUACUUGUGGUGUGUGCGAGGUGUGGUGUGGUGUGGUGUGGUGUGGGUGUGUGCGAGGUGUGGUGUGGGUGACCUGCAGAGAGAGAGAUAUGUGAGAGCUAAGUAUGCCAUGCAUACAUCUGGUACUUUACUUGAAAGAUAGAAUUCUGUUCAUUUUUGUAUUUGUAUAGAUACAUAUUAUAUAAAUAGAUGGUGCUUAAUUUCUAUUUGAGUCCUUGGGGUAAUUUAUAAAAUUAUGUCUAAUUAUUUUAUGCAUCAAUUUUUUCAAUUAAGCAACUAACUUUAAUAAUAUUUAGGAAAAAUAAAGAAAUAAUUUUUUUUUUUAAAUUCUAUUACACAAUUUAAUUUUGUGUUAGUUUUCUAACAUAAAGUAAAUAAUUCUAUUUCACUAGAGACCAUUUUUAGUGGGGUAGGCAAAUACAAAUUAAAAGUUUAAAUUAUAAUAACCAGACUGAAGGAAACAAAUCUCUCCAUUUCUAACAGUAAAAAAAUAAACUUUUGGUUUGUAAGUGGAUGCGCUAUAACUGCUGACCCAAAAGUCUUUUGAGUUUUAGGGUCUGAGGCAAUAAGAAGUACGCAGCACUGAUGGGUACCUUAGGAGGUUGUUCAUAGUGCUAAAUUCUUAAUUCCUCAUAGGUUAAAGGUAACAGUAACAGAUUGACUCUAUUUCAAUAGCUCUAGUCACCGUUCAGGGUGAAAAGUCAAUAACUUUUUGAAUCUGAAGUAUUAUUAAACUAUGCUCCAAAAGGAACAGCUGGCUGAAAAUCUAAGGGUCAAUGCCCUAUUUGGCACAUAACAGGCUGAUAUGUAAUAUUUAAUUAUGUUUGGGGAAAUCCCAUCCAACAUUACAAUUAAAAAAAAAUGAAGAAGAUUAAGCUAAGCUGAUCUUAUCAACUAAUGACUCAGUUCUAGUUUCUUAUAUCAACCAUAGAUUAAUUCCCCUUGUAGGUGAUUCAAAAUGAAUUGGCUCCUACUUAUCACUAUGACAUCUCUUUUACUAUUUCAAUACUAAAAUAUGAAGCAUCAUUAUUGCUAUGAUGGGCAUUAGAUAAAUUUUAAAUGGUCAUAUGGUGUUCAGGGUAAAUUGAAUCUAUAUUAGGCCUACUUCUCUCCCUUAAUUAGCAUAAUAGAUUUAAAACAGUUCAGACUGUUGCUGAUAUAUAAAAUGAAAGCUGCUAUUUUUGUGUCCAUUCUAAUUAUAUAUGAGUUCUUAAAGAUAUUUCUAGUGGACAAAAGAAAAGACAAUGUGCAGAAAUUAACUUGUUAUACAUGACAAAAAUAGACUACACUCAAAAUUCUACUUGAUCAUUCUUUUGCUUCAAAUUUUAAAAGUGUAUAAAAGUAUUAUUUUGUAUAAUAUAUCAUCUUUAUUUAUAUUAAUUUCAUUUUUUAAAAAUGCUACAUGUUUGUCUUUCCUUUAUUUUUCCUUAAACCAAUAUUCAAACUUUGUUAUGUAAAUAUGUACCAAACAUUAGUA
This is a messenger RNA of Physella acuta, 3032 nucleotides long. RefSeq lists its product as uncharacterized. The record is from RefSeq and is a predicted model, not a curated record. Gene Ontology annotation, cellular component: peroxisome. NCBI's taxonomy places the organism in Eukaryota, Metazoa, Mollusca, Gastropoda, Physidae.